GCCAUGCCACUGCACCGAAUGCUCCAAAGCCUUGGAACUUGAGCCCCCUUCAAAUCACUCCGAUAAGCUAUUACCAUCACAAGCUCCAGUGACCAAUUCCAUUGCUGACUGCCACCACCGCAAGCCUUGCACCUUCGCCUGUAUCUCGAUCUCUCCCUCCCCGAGCCAUCUUCCACUCUUGGUACCUUCGUCAGCUCACUGAUACCCCACUGAUCUCAAGCUCAUCAGGAUAUGAAGAUUUUCGGUUGGGUGGCGAACAAGAUCGGCGGGAAGCAAGAAUCCAGGCGAUCUGCCAAUUCUACCGCGCCAUAUCGCGCUAACGUGUCGGAAUGCCGCAAGGAUGAAUUCAGUGAUUGGCCCCAAUCAUUGCUUGCCAUUGGGACAUUUGGAAAUAAGCAGAUUGAGAAGGUAGCGCAGAGUUCCUCCGGGAAUGUGCAGACCAUGAAAGAUUCAGUGAAGUUUACAGAGGAGGAAGUAGACAAGAUACGGAAAGAAUUCGAAGUGCUGCUAGAAAGCAAUAAUCAAGCAGAAGUUCAGGGAUCAUAUGAUGAUGAACAGGUAGCUUCACAAAAACAUGUUGGUGAAGACGACAAUGAGAAGUACCGGGAGCACUUGAUCAACAAGGAGAUCAUCGUAAGUAAAGCGAGAGAAAUAGUCGGAAAGAAAGGGAGUGCACUUAAGCCGAGAUCGAUUGCUUCACUCCUCAAAUUAUUCGCGUGCAAGGGUGGUUUUACCUCCACGGUUCUAGAACCAAGGAACUCUUUCCCUCAAUCUAGAAUGGAGAAGCUACUCAGGGCAAUACUGCAGAAGAAAAUACACCCAAAAAAUUCCUCCAUGCUAGUAACCAGGAGGCAUUUGGACUGGAAGCCAGAUGAGAAAGAAAUCAAUGGGUGCCUUGAGGAUGCGCUACGUGAUCUUGAUGAAGAUGGUGCAAAAUGGGUCAAAACUGAUUCAGACUUUAUCGUGCUUGAGAUGUAAAGGUGCGCGGUUGCGUGAAUAUGUUUGUUCUCUUAGGCCAGGUUCCUAAGGACUUGGCAGGCUUGGAGGUUUAUGGUGCUAUGAUAAAUAGAAGUGUAUGAUAUAGUGAGCAAUGAAGCUAUCAUCAUGUAAUGCUCCUCCGUUUCUGACAUGAACCAUAUGUAAUUUGGACUAUGAUAAGAAACUUCCGGAACAAAACCCUACUCCAUGUCUGCUUCUCUCUUUGGCUACGAGAUUGUAAAGAAGACAUUCAAUUUUUCAAGUACCAUUGCUUGUUCUGAA
Molecule: messenger RNA, 1260 nt
Organism: Phragmites australis (common reed)
Lineage: Eukaryota; Viridiplantae; Streptophyta; Magnoliopsida; Poales; Poaceae
Product: protein DEEPER ROOTING 1-like
Exons: 6
Coding region: 232-978 (248 amino acids)
Biological process (GO): regulation of growth; gravitropism
Source: RefSeq, a predicted model, not a curated record